AUGUCUUCGCCCGCCCCAGCACAGACGCGCCCACUGCCACCGCCGCUUCCACUGCACCCCUUUGCGCACAGCAGCGCCCGCAUCGAGGUGCUCCCCGCGGGCAUCGACAUCGAAGAGGAGGCCCGGCUGUACGAGGACAUCGUCUUUGACGAGUCCCCGAUCACACCGCGCCACCCGUCGCCCGGCCCGCCGAGCAUAUUCAGCAACGACAUCUGGCUGGGGGACAAUAUUGGGGAGAGCGCGGCGUUUGCGCGGGCCGUGGAGAUCGGCGGGUGGACAAGCGUGGGCGACGUCCGCGGCGGGGCGUAUGUCGUGUACGACUGUGUGAUCAAGACGAAGGAGGGGCUCGCCAUCCAUGCGCACAAGCGCUACAGCGACUUUGUCAAGCUGGAGCACGAGCUGCUGAGGACAUUGCCGCCCCCGCUCCGGCGCUCCGUCCCGUCCCUCCCCCCGAAGUCCCCGCUCGCGCGCUACCGCGCCGCCUUCCUCGCCAACCGCCGCCGCGCGCUGGAGUACUGGCUCGCGACGAUCCUGCUGCACCCAGAGAUCGGCGGCUGCGAACCCGCGCGACGCUGGGUCACAUCGUAG
Messenger RNA from Mycena indigotica, 588 nucleotides. RefSeq names its product PX domain protein. The record is from RefSeq and is a predicted model, not a curated record. Gene Ontology annotation, cellular component: endosome. Gene Ontology annotation, molecular function: phosphatidylinositol-3-phosphate binding. Lineage: Eukaryota; Fungi; Basidiomycota; Agaricomycetes; Agaricales; Mycenaceae. The transcript has 4 exons. Bases 1 to 588 code for a protein of 195 amino acids.